UACAACACCAAUCCACUGUGCUAAACAAUAAACAAACAGCUACUUGACGUUUAAUUUUCCAUAUAUGAUAUGAUUUCACACCUUUUCCUCAUUGAAAAGAUGUUUAAUUUUCCAUUACAGAUAUGAUUUCACUCAUUUUCUUCAUUGAAAAAUAUGGAAUUGAUUCAGUGUAUUCAAAAUUGUGGAGAUGGCUUUAUAUUUGGAUGCGAAGGUGAAGGUGAACUUCAAGGAAAUAGGGAGAGAGAGAGAUUGGAUUCCUGUAAUGAAAUAGAGAGAGAUUGGAUUGCUGAAAAGAAAUAGAGUCUCAGAGAAACAGAGAAGAACAGAGAUAUUCGAAAAGAGAUUAUAAAGAGGGAGAUGGGAAGCUCGGCAGACGAUGCAUCCCACCAGUUAUCAAUGGCGUUCCCGAGGGUCCUUAUCGUCUCCAGAAGAACGGUUCGGAAGAACAAAUUUGUAGACUUCGUAGGGGAGUAUCAUCUAGACUUAAUUGUUAACUAUGGUGCCGUGCCGGUGAUCGUGCCUAGGGUUUCCGGUGUACAAAGCCUUCUUGAGAGCUUUGAGCCCAUCCAUGGUGUCCUCCUCUGUGAAGGGGAGGACAUCGACCCCUCCCACUAUGAGAUGAUCGAUGGUCCGGACACUCCGGCCCUCUCUGUGGAUGAGCUCCAACAUGUACAGUUUCUGCACUCGUCGGACACGGCCAUCGACCACGAGAAGGACUCGAUAGAGCUACGGCUUGCAAGGCUCUGCGUCGAGCGCAACGUUCCCUACCUUGGUAUCUGCCGCGGUUCACAGGUACUGAACGUGGCGUGCGGGGGUACCCUGUAUCAAGAUGUAGAGAAAGAGCUCGCGAAGAAGGGGGCUCCCGAUGUGAGGCACAUGGACUACGACCACUAUGACGACCACCGCCACGAUGUUAAGGUGGUGCCCAACACACCGCUGCAUGAAUGGUUCAAAGAAUCAUUGGGGGAGGGGAUGGAAAUGAGGGUGAACAGCUAUCACCACCAGGGCGUGAGAAGGCUUGCAGAUAGAUUUGUGCCCAUGGCCUAUGCACCAGAUGGGCUUGUCGAGGCCUUCUAUGACCCAGUCGCACACAAGGAGGGCCACUUCAUAAUGGGCCUGCAAUUCCACCCUGAGAGGAUGCGGUCAGAAUUUGGAAAUGGUGAAUUCGAUUACCCCGGAUGUGCCAAGGCCUAUCAGGAAUUUGUCAAGGCAGUGAUUGCAUAUGAGAAGAAUGCUAGUAAUGGUACGGUACCGAGGCCCCUGCGACUGGACGGGGAGAUGGAGAAGAAGAGGAAGAAGAUUGUUCGUAGCUUCUCUCUCGCUAGGAAUCUCUAUGCUGCAAGGAAUGGGGUGCGAUCCGAUUUAGAAGCAGGAGCCCAAUUCCUUGAGUCUAGUGUAAUGCUGAGCUUGCAGCAAGAGAAGCGCCUGAAACAGAUGGGUGCGACGGUGAGGAAUUCGUCAUGUUUCGUGGAGAGGAUGAAGAAGAUGAAGGAGAUCGAGAACGCAGCGCGGGAAUUGCUGGGGAAAAUGUCUAUAGAUCAACUCUCAGAAUUGCUCACCUUCUACCACAUGAUGGCCAAUAUUUCCUCUGAGCUUUUCGAGAAGAAGCAUAUAACCAUGUGAAGCAUGUAUCAUCUCCUUUUUCUUUCUUUAGAUAUUUGUUUUUGUAUCUCCAGUAAACUGGUGUAUGUUCAUUUGGUUCAAUUCCAACAGCUGAAAGGGGAGGUCAACACCUGCUAUUCAUGAUUGGGUUCUUGUUUUUUUAUUUAUUAUUUGUUAAAGAUAUUAAAGAUGGCUUCGGGUUAUUUUGGUUUUUGUUUUCCUUUAGGGUAAUUAUGUUGUUGUUUUCUGCUGCCCAGAAUUGAAUGAUA
Molecule: messenger RNA, 1871 nt
Organism: Amborella trichopoda
Lineage: Eukaryota; Viridiplantae; Streptophyta; Magnoliopsida; Amborellales; Amborellaceae
Product: putative glutamine amidotransferase GAT1_2.1
Cellular component (GO): cytosol
Molecular function (GO): hydrolase activity, acting on carbon-nitrogen (but not peptide) bonds, in linear amides
Source: RefSeq, a predicted model, not a curated record